Molecule: messenger RNA, 8354 nt
Organism: Cinara cedri
Lineage: Eukaryota; Metazoa; Arthropoda; Insecta; Hemiptera; Aphididae
Source: the annotation of a GenBank genome assembly
AGCGGACUACUCGUAAUAACGUAGUGUGGUUUUAGUUUUUUAUUCGGAAAAGCAGUGAAAAGUAUAAACAUAACACAGACGAAAACAUAACGACGUUACCAAUGGUACCUUCAACAUCGAACUUAAUGGAAAAUACUUAUAAAAAAAAAAAGAAAAAUUAAUUAACCUGUUGGUCGAAGGUACGAUUAAAAUUAUUUUAUACUUAAAUUUUGCGCUUAUUAUAGGGGAGUUGUUGAGUUGGUUCAACCACAAUGUGUAGUUUUUGGAGAAGUGCUUGCAAACGAAAGUUUAAAAACAAUCAAAAUUAAAGACAUUUAGAUUCAAAACAUUAUUUUGAAUCAUUAAAAGAAAACUUAAAUGAAAACCAAAAAGCCAUAGAAUAAUGUUUUAUCAGUUUCGCAGUCUACUUUAAAAGCAUCAUUUUUAGUCUCGUAUAAAAUUUCGAAAUAUUUGAAACCAUAUACCGAAAUUAUUUUUCUUUAUUUCAUUGUGUAUGUGUAAUUCUUCUAAAACUGAAUUAAUGUAAAUGUUAUUUUGGGUAUUUAAUAUUUCUAAGUCUGUAUUAAUAUUAAAAUCUAUAAUAUGGUUAUUUUCUAAAACGUGUUUAGCGAAAUUUGAAUUAAGGGCAGUCUUUUUUAAUUUUAUUUCAAAAAUGUUCUUUUUUUCUUAUUUUAAAAUUUCUAUUCGUCUUAACUAUAUAAAAUUUAUUACAGGUACAUUUAAGUUUAUAUAUACUAGCAUUUAAAAGUAGGGUUUUUGAAGUUUUUAGUUCUAUUGUUUAUAUAAUUAUAAUUCAAUUAUUAUUAAUAUUAAAAACGAUUUUUACAUUAUUUAUAUUAUUGUUCAGAAUUUUAGCAAAUACGUUAGACAUAUUAAUUUGAUAUCUCAUACUACAAUAGUUAACAACAUUAUUUAGUGAGUUGUGUAUUAUUUUUUCUUUAAUACGUUUAUAAUGUGUUUUUUUAUAUUAUUUAAAUUUAAAUUAUUUCUAUAGGUUAUAUUAUUGCCAAUAUUAAUCUCGUGUUGAUAAUUAUGAUUAUUUAAUGGAAUACGUUAAAGCCUAUAAAAUAUUGAAUUAAACAUUUUUUAGGAAUAAGGGUGAUUAGAAUCAUGUGGUAUUAUAGUAUCAGUUUGUGUGGAUUUCUUGUAAAUACUAAAAUCAAAUUUAUUGUUUAUUAUGUAAACUGUAAGUACUAAAAAAAUUGUAUUUAUUAUUUAUUUGUAUUUCGAGUGUAAAUUGAAUGAUUUUGUUUAAGUAGUUAACUAAAUUUUCUGCUUGUCUGUUUGAAUCUCCAAAUAAAAUGAAUGUUUCAUCAACAUAUCUAUAAUAUCCUUUUAUACAUGAACUAUAUAUUUUGUUGUUAAUAAUAUUAUUGAUUUCAUAAUUUUGCAUGCAAAUUUCAGAUAAAAGAGCACUUAAAGCACUACUCAUAACUAACCCAUCUUUUUGAGAAUAUAAUUUAUUAUUCUAUUGAAAAUAGUUUUGAUUAAUAAUUACGUUUAUUGAUUAAAUAAUUUCUUGUAUUUUAUUUGUAUUAAAUUUACUGUUUUGUGUUUAAGAAUGGAUGUAUAUAAAUUUUUGAUGUCAAGAGAAAUCAUUUUUUAACCUGGUUCAAUAUUAAUUUUAUUAAUAAAAUCAUAAGUGUUUUUUAUAGAAGUAUCAGUAUUCAUGAUUAAUUUUUAAUUUAUGAGAAAGUCUGAAUAUUUAGCAUGGUUAUAAGCUGGAGCAGUUUUAAAGUUAAUGGACAAAUUAUUUUAUUAUGUAUUUUAUGUUAUACUAUAACUCAUCACUGAUUGAGCAUGAGACGUAUACACUAUUCUUAAAAAUUGUUGAAUUAAAAUAUAUCUUAAGCUCUUAAGUACAUAAAAUAACUUACGAAUCAAGCUUGUUACAUGUUGAAUAUGAUUAUGCCAUUUAAACUCCUCAUCAACAAUCACCUUCAAAUACUUAAUUGUAUUAACAUUUUUAAUACCUGUACAUUGACUGAACAAAAUGUUUAGUAGAAUUUGAUAAUCGAAAAUAAACAUAUUUAGAUAUGUCUAAAUUAAGAUCUAUCAUGUUAUUCUAAUGAAAUUUUAACUAUAUUUAAACGUAGAGGACGUAGCAGAUUUAUAUAAAUCUUAUUAUUAUUUUCCUUAACAAUUAUAACUGUAUCAUCAGCAUAUGAUAUCAUUGUACCAUUAAUUUUCAAAUCAAGAAGACCAUUAACAUAAAUAAAAAAAAAAAAUGGACCUAAAACUGUUCCGUAAAGAACUCUAUGUAUUGUUAUAGGGUUACUUAUAACAUUAUUAAUUUUUAUAACUUAGUUUCUAUUGCUUAAGUUUUAAACAAAUAAUUCUAGAGCUUUUCCUCUAAUACCAGACUAUUCAAGCUUAUUAAUUAAAAUGUUGUGAUCUACUAUUUCAAAAACUUUUUUAAAAUCUAAAAAUAUACUCAAAACUUUUUUAUUAUUAUCUAAAUUUGUAUGAACAAAAUUAGAAAAUGAGAUUAAUGCAUUAGAUAUUGAAAUCAAAUGUGAAACCAAAUUGAUUAUCAGAAAAAGAAUUAUAUUUAUUUAAAAAUCCUAAUAACCUACUUUUUAAACAUUUUUCAAAAACUUUUGCUAAUUAUUAUAAUUAUUGUAAUUAUUACAUUGCUGUUUAUCUCCAUCUUUAUAUAAGAGAAUGAUUAUAGAUUUUUUUAAAUAUUAAGGAAAAACAAUGACAGUAAAUAUGUCUACUAACAAGAAAAGUCAAUUGAUUGAGCUUUCUUGUGACAACAAACUUAAACAAAUAUUCAAUGAAACUUCUUUAGAAGUUUUUUGGACAUAUUAUUUAUGCACAGGAAGUUAUGUAAAACUAGCUGCUAUCCAUAUAGCACAUAUCUGUGUGAAAAGGGGUUUUCGAAUUUCAAAACGUCUAAAAGAAAUGGACUUCAAACAGAAAACUAUCUGGAUUGCACUGUGUAAAAUUGAGCCAAGAUGGAGUAUUUUGUGUGAAAAUAGUUUGGGUUAAACACCACAUUAAUUUUUUAUGUAUCAUUACAUAUAAUACUAUUAAAAUAUUACUUUGAUACCUAAAAAAAUGUAAAUUUGUAUUUAUUCAGUUAUAAAAGCACUUUUACAAGCACACUAAGACAUUAAGCAAUUUUAUUUUUUUUUUUGGUUUUCAUAGCCAACAAAACUGUCUUGGUUAGCAAAAAAUGUAUGAAAAGAAAAGUGAGUCAUAAGUCAAAAAGGUUACAACUGGUUUAGAGGAGUAUAUGAAAUCAUGCACUGCCAUAGCAUGCAGAGGUGUAUUAGCAGCUAGUUUUUUUUUUUACAGUGUUGUUUACUAAUCGGUAACUAAUUAGUUAAUCAUGGAUAACUUAAUCUAGAGAGCUUAGGCUCUCUAAAUUAAUCCAUUUUAGUUGUCCCUUAACUAACCUUAGUUUUCUUGUUAUAGGGAACUUAAAUAAUUUGAAAUUAAAUAUAUUAUAUAAAUUUCGAGUAUUAAUCACUUUAAUAAUUUUGUUUUUUUCACUGUAAUAUUUUCAAUUAAAUGCCUAGCAUUAGAUUUUGAAAAAUGAUAUAUAAUUUAAAUAAUCAUACAUCAAUAAAAUAUGUUUGCUGUUGUCGAUAAAAAUUGACCUAAUCUAAUUAUAAGUAAUCUGUUUAUAAUAAUUUUCCGCAAAUUAUAUUUAUUGGUUUAUUCAAAUUUUGUGAAUUUUUCAUUAUUAAAAUUAUGUUAUUUUAAUUUAUGCAUCUUGUGUACACCAUAAUAUUAUCCCAAAAAUAAUAAUGAAUAAAUCUUAAAAUCUUAAAAUUUAUACAGUUAUAAGUAUUCGCAGUUGAAAGCGAAAGAGCCGCUAUACGGUGGAAUUUAUUAGAACUACUCUACUGGGAAAAAUGUAUGUUAUAUUGAAUACUAAUUUCUAAGUUUCUUUGUAAUAAUCUCGAUUUAUUGUAAUAAUUAUAAAUAUAGCUUUAUUUGUUGAUUAUAUGGAUAACCCUAGUUAUUAUUCUAGCUUAAAUUAUAAUUAAAUUAAAAAUAAUAAAAAUGCAUAAAUUAAAUACAAACUUAUAUUGAACUUACAUAAUAUACAAUAUAAUGUUUAAACUAUAUCAUUUCUUCUGAAAGUAAAUUUGACUAGGGAAGUACUUUAAAUCAGUCAUUUUUUGAUUUUCCAGAAUUAUUAUCAACAAAUGAGAAAAACCAAAGGAAAAAUGGGAAAAUAUAAGAAAUGUAGAUAUUAGUUAAAAAAUACUAUGGCCUUUUUUUUUCUUUUGAAUCACUUUUCUACAAGCAAUUUUAUUUCAAUUAACAAUGAUAGCAUUUUUUCAUUUUCAAGCCAAUGUGAAAAACCGGGAAAAUCGGUACAUCAUUAAGCAAAUAUUAUUAAAGAAAAUAUAUAGAACCUAUUUAAUUAUUUUACUAUAAUAUGACAUCUAUAUUGUUGACAAAGCAUCACUAUCAUCUUUACUUCGCUCAGAAUCGUUUUUUCGUUAGCAAUAGUUUAUCUUUGAUAGCAAGAUACGUUAAAUUACUUAUACCAGUGGUUGCACCUCUCCUUUUUAUUCUAGGGCGUUUUUUUUCCUCCUAAAUUUAUUUCAAUAAUAUGAUUGCAUUUAACUAUUUCUAAAUCCUCUAAAAAAGGUUUUUUAAAUCACCAAUAUAUUAAAUUAUGUCGGUGAUUUUUAUUUCAGAAUUAAACAUUAUGUACUUUUAUUGCUACAAAUUGUAAAUAAAUUAAGUUUCAAUAAGUAAACUAAAAAAAAAAAAACUAGUAAUAAAUGGACUAUUUUGUCUAAAUUAUUUUUGUUAUUAUUAUUAUAAUGCUAUCAUAGUGUUCAUCUCCCCGUUAGCCUUAUUAUUAACCAGAGCACUACUUAUAGUUCCUUUCAAUCGCGAAUCCCAUGUCCUGUGCGGUUAAUGCGGAGAUUCGCGCUAUGAUAGCUAUGAUAUUAGCCAAAAUAAUCUGUUUAUUACUAAUAAUAAUAAAAAUAAUUAAGUAGGUUUUAUAUAUUUUCUUUAAUAUUUGUUUAAUGUUGUACCGAUUUUCCUGUUUUUCUUACGUUUUUCCCGAUUUUUCACUUCUGCUGGGAAAAUGAAAAAAUUACCUCUUUAAAGUACCCCCAGGGUCAAAAUUUCUUUUUAUAAAAAAUGCUAUUAUAAAUCAGAGCAAUAUUUUUGGUAGAAAAGUUGUGCACAGAUAAAAAAAAAUAAUAAUAAUAAAAAAUAAAUAUCUUUGUAAAACCAUAAACUUCUUCGCUUCACUGAAAAUCUAAAACUAUAUAUUUACCAAAAUUUCAAAACUGUUUUCAAACCAGUGACUAUUACAGAAAACCUCACGAAAUAGGUGCAUUUUAAACACUAUAUCUAUUGUAUAUUAUAUAUUAUGUAAGUUCAACACAAGUUUGUAUUUAAUGUAUGCAUUUUUAUUAUUCAUUUAGCUAGAAUAAUAGUUAUGGUCAUCCACAAUAUCAACAGAUAAAGCUAUAAUUAUGAUUUUUAUAAAGAAAUUCAGAAGUCAGUACUUUGUACUCAAUGUCUUAAUAUAAUAUUAUAAUGUAAUCAAACAUACAUUUUCCGUUAAAGCAGUUCAAAUAAAUUCCACCAGGUAGCGACUCUUGCUUUUAAUCGCAAAUAGGGACAUCGGUUUGUUUUGUAUUGUCCCUGGAAUAUUGUUAUCAAUAAUGCAUCAUUGUUUCAUUAACCUAUAAUUAAUGAAGGUCCGAAGGUGGAAUAAUAAUUAUUUUAAUUAUUCUUAAUAAUUAUUAAUCCACCUUGGGAGGUCUGUUUUCUGCAUAUCUAUGGUUUUCUUAGUUUAUUCUUGUUUUAUGCACACACUAACGCAUAAACAUACAUACAUACACACACAAACACGCGGUUUACUGGUGUUUCAUUAUAAUCGUCGUGGCCGUCGUCCAUUAAUCCAUUGUUUUGUGUACCGAUUACGUGUUUCUAGAAAAAAAAAGUACUACUUAAUAUAUUAUAUACACAUAAUUUAUAGUAUUUUAUAAAAUGAUACUCAUUAAACGUGGCCGUGGUUUUGCUAUUUACGUAGAGGAUGAUACCCGAAAAGUAUCGUACAAAUACCGUACCGUGGAAUCGAUGAAUUUUUCUAAGGUCCAAGCGAUUAAUAGAGACGCCCAUAAAAGCUUCCAAACUAUUCACGCUACCCGAACUAAAGAGACCAACAGCAGCCUGAUUUACGAUAAAGCCAACAUCAUAAUUAAUGAGCUCGAACAUUUGAUCCAACAAAAAGACGAAAAGAUAUGUAAACAAAAUCUUUUAGGUGCAACUGUGAGUGAUAAUAAAUUAGAAUUAAUAUUGCUUAAUAAUAGACGAUUAAUAAGAAAUAUUGUACUUUUUAAGAUUUUUAUAUAAAUUAUAAUAAUUUUAAUAAUAAGAAGAUAUAGGUAUCAUAGUUAUGGGUAUAUAUUAUACGCUCUUUACAUUUAUCGUGUUAUUAAACAUGUUUUUGAUUAGCCUAGGUUAUGUUCAUUAAUUUAUAGUCUAGUUUUGUUAGUUACACAAUUUAAAAAUUGAAAAUUGAUUAAAAAAAGAAAAAAAAGUUCAUCUAUACCUGGCUGCGGAGAAUGAACUUUUUAUUGAUCUUGUAUAGCAGAACUAUGAAAUAGUAGAACAUAAUUACGAAUUUAAUUCAAUUCCAUGGCUGCCGUGUAAAUAAGUCCAAAAAUAAAAAAUUAAAUAAUAAUAAUACAUAAAGCAAGUAUGCGUAAUAUUCAUAGUAGAUUUGUACAUAAUGAUUGUAGCAAGUCUAUAAACCGAAUUUAUAGCUGAUAACCGAGCAAAAGUGGUGGGGUAUCUUACAAACGUUGUUUAUGUAGUGUUACAUGCUCUUGGUGAAACCCAAUGUUUCGGCUAUUGGACGUUUAAAGUCAUAUUUAAUAUGGCUUCGUUUAUAGUGAUUUUAAGAACAACGCUUAAUAAAUAUUAACACAAAUCAAGGUCAAAUAUCAAACUGAUAAACAUAUAAUUUUUAUAGCAUACCUACUACGCUGGUCGAUUUUUUUUCUUCUAAUAGAUACGUGUAUAUUCAUUAGGCAGAUUUCAUUAUGAAAAAGCAAAAUAUAUAACUUAACAUUAUACCAGUAGAUAGAAAAUAAAAUGGAAGUUAAUUAUACAUUAAUGAGCUUUUUAGCAUUUUAGCUUCAUAUUUGAAUUUCAAUGAAUUUUAUUAAUUUUAUUGUAUAUUGCUUUAAACUGGCAUAUAUUGGCAUUUCCGCAAUUGUUAUUUUAAAUUUUAUUUCAAACUUGUAUAGUAAAAUGGUAGGUAUUUAAUAUGACUGUAUUACUUUUUAAUUUAAAAAUUGAUAUCCAAUUUAUGAUCGUCAAAAAAAUAUCAUCAAUGCUAAAAAUGUAUUUAGUACAUAAGAAUUUUAAUGUAUUAGUACCUGUAACAUUUUUUUUAAUCUUUAAAACUUCAUUUACCUUUAAUGGAGAUUUGAAAAAAAAAAUCCUAAUAAAUUAAUGAUUUGUUUAUUAGGUUCAUCAACAUAUGUAAAAAGAAAAAAAGCAUUAUGUUCUAAUUUAUUUUUGAGCAUUUUAUAUUCAAAUUUUUAAAAUAAUUUUGUAAAAAAAUGUGUAGAAAGUGAACACCACCAUGAUAUUACGUUCUUAAAACAAUUUAUGGAACUAGAAUAAUUAGUUACAUACACAUUUAUAAAAAAAAAUUUUUUUUAUGUACAAUUAUUUAUUUUUUUUUAAUGGUUUGCAUUUUAUAUAGCUAAAAUCCAAAUUAGGAGAAAAUUAUAAAAUUAUCGCAGAGAAUUCAAUGAAAAAACAUUCCCAAUUUAGAGACAAUUAUAAAGCUGUUCCUAAAAAUACAGUGAGAACCAGUAGCACCACUUGUUUGGCUAAUAAUAUACCAUUUGGUCAACGUUACAACCAAAGAAUUACAAUACCAAAGUACAGAACAGAAAUGAUGUCUAAGAAAUGUGCAAGGGUGAACAAACUAUUAUUAUUAUUAUUUAUCUUAAAUCAGUAACUAUUUUAAGUAAAAUUUAUUCCUGUUUAUUUUUUUUUUUUUUUUCAGAAAAGAACUGUCAUUGAAAAAUCUGUUCAUAGAUUGAAAGGAUCAAGUAUCCAAGAAGAAGUAUUUCAAUAACUUAAAUAUGUCAACCUACAUAGUUAUAAAGUUAUUUGUCUACUAUUUUCUCACAAUAUUAACACAAAAUAAAAAAAAACAGGUAACAUUUUAUACAUCUAUCACACAAAAUCUCAGACUUUGGAACAUUUUUGUAACCAAUGUAACGAAAUAAUUAUUUAUUUCACCAGUAUAUUUCAGUUGUAUCCGUUAUACUGUCAUUUAUGAACAAUGUAUUUGUUGUUUUUCUUUUUUCUGGUAAUUUUUAUCAGAAUAUAUCUAC